Messenger RNA from Diprion similis, 729 nucleotides. RefSeq names its product rRNA-processing protein FYV7. The record is from RefSeq and is a predicted model, not a curated record. Bases 82 to 585 code for a protein of 167 amino acids. Gene Ontology annotation, cellular component: nucleus. The transcript has 3 exons. NCBI's taxonomy places the organism in Eukaryota, Metazoa, Arthropoda, Insecta, Hymenoptera, Diprionidae.
ACUCGUCUUAUGUCUGGUGGUUUCUAACCUAUUGGAACUGAUUGCUAUUGUCAGUCGUCAGUGAUUGAUUAAUUGUGGAUAAUGAAGAACAACAAGAAAGAUUUGGGUGGGAAUAAAGUAACGAAAAAUAAGAAGGGCGAGAAUAAUGAGCAAACUAAGAAACCGUUCGACAAAAAAACCUACAGGUUGAAAAAGUAUAGCAACAAAUACAAAGUUGACCAAUGGGAGGAUCGCAGAAAGAAGGCUGUUCUCAGACGGUAUUACAAAGAUGUGCAAAAAGAUAAAAAGAACGCAGCACAUAUCAAGACGGAAUCAAAAGACAACGAAACAGAGACUAGCAAUCCGCAACCCAAAGAAAAUGCCUUUCACGCGGCUAAGAUUGAAUAUUUGAAAAAAAAGGAAGAAAAAAAGAACAGAAGAGAAGAAGCUCAACGUAAAAAAGAAGAAAAAAUCGAAGCCCUGAAAAAAUAUAGGGAAGAAAAAACAUUAAAGUACAAAAAGUUGUCGAAGAAAACGAAAAAAGGUCAACCCGUCAUGAAAGAUAGGCUGGAGAUGUUACUGGAAAAAAUUCAACAAACUAGUUGAAUGAAUCACGACACGUCUCCUCCUGAAUCUACAAAACUCAUUCAUACUGUAAAUACCCGCCCAUUGUUGUAUGAUUAAUAAUUUUUUGUAACAAUAAAAUAAUUGGACAAUAAAUUGACAUCUUUGAACUACUUGUGAAUAAUU